Histoplasma capsulatum G186AR is the source of this 411-nucleotide messenger RNA. RefSeq lists its product as uncharacterized. The coding region runs from base 1 to 411 and encodes 136 amino acids. The transcript is spliced from 5 exons. The record is from RefSeq and is a predicted model, not a curated record. Lineage: Eukaryota; Fungi; Ascomycota; Eurotiomycetes; Onygenales; Ajellomycetaceae. Gene Ontology annotation, molecular function: RNA binding.
AUGUCCAAGCUUUUUAUUGGCGGCCUUGCGUGGCAUACGACCGACGACACCCUGCGUGCAGGGUUUGAAAAGUAUGGCACCAUCGAGGAAGCUAUUGUUGUCAAGGACCGUGACACCAACCGCAGUCGUGGAUUCGGUUUCGUCCGCUUUGCAAGCGACGCGGAGGCAGACGCCGCAAUGAACGCAAUGAGCAACCAGGAGUUCGAUGGCCGUGUCAUCCGGGUCGACAAAGCCUCUGAUCGUUCCUCUGCUCCCCGCAACGAAGGUGGCUACCAUGGGCGUGGCAACGGGUAUAACCGUUUCGAGGGCGGCGGUGGAGGCGGUUACCGCGGCGGUAGCGGCUAUGGCUGGGGUAGCCAUCAACAACAAUCUUAUGGCAGCUCCCAUGGUCAGGGAGGUGCUGGGGCAUAG